AUGUCGCGUAUACUAUUGAAGUAUAAGGAAAACCGAGAAGAUUCUAAACUGUCAAACUUUUAUCUUGCAACCUUCAUUAAGGAUUGUUUCACCUACAUGGACCGUGGUGUAAUAUUUAAACUGAUAAACAUUUAUGCCGACUAUUUCAAUCCAGGAGAUCAUAAGAUACUCCUUGAGAUGAAGUUUGAAUUCUAUAAAGUGGUGUGCAACCAUGAACAUUUCAUUGCACUGAAUCUACCACUGCAGCACAAGGGUAAAAUCCAACAGUUCAAAGAUCUUCAACAUGAUUAUUGCUUGACUGAUGAAUUCUGUCGUAAUCAUUUCCUGGUGGGUUUAUUACUGCGGGAAAUCUCCUGCGGACUCCAUGAAACCAAAGAAAGUAGGAAGUGUGCCAUCAGUGUACUUAGAAACUUGCUAGUGAAGCAUUCAUUUGAUGAUAGAUACAAGUCAAAGGCCAUGCAAGCAAGAAUAGCAUCCCUCUACCUCCCGUUCAUCAGUGUGAUACUGGAGAAUGCACCAAGACUAAAUCUUCGUGACCAGACACCAUCAUCGAAACAAUCCACGCCGCAGAGCAAUGGAGAUACCCCAACGAUGACACCCGAUGGUUCGUUUCCUAGUCAUGUGAUGCCCUCUAGAAGUUCAAUGUCCUUAGAUUCUGGACAAUUGGAUAAUACAAGUUACAGUACAAUGCCAAGUAUAACCAAAACAACAAGUGCAAGAGAUUCAAGCGUUUUAGAUCUGAUAGCUGGCAACAAAGGCAUAGUGCCGCUAUUGUCCGGAUCCACUCCCGGUAUUUGCAGCGGUGAUAAUAUGAGUAACAGCAACAAUCAGGGAAUCAGGCGCUCAUCCUUCAGUAUAG
Messenger RNA from Saccoglossus kowalevskii, 859 nucleotides. Its product is annotated as dedicator of cytokinesis protein 9-like. Gene Ontology annotation, molecular function: guanyl-nucleotide exchange factor activity. NCBI's taxonomy places the organism in Eukaryota, Metazoa, Hemichordata, Enteropneusta, Harrimaniidae. The record is from RefSeq and is a predicted model, not a curated record. Gene Ontology annotation, biological process: positive regulation of GTPase activity; small GTPase-mediated signal transduction.